CACAACAAUUUAUACAAAUAGAUUUUAAGUCAAAUCAUAGUCAAGUACUAAGUGGCAACAAAUUGGUCGACAAUCUUAUUAAGAAAUCGCUUGCUUUAAAAGUCAGGAAUAGAAUAACAUAUAUUCCAUUUGAGCAGUUCACCAACAUCGAAUAUCUUGCCGAAGGUGGAUUUAGUAAAAUAUAUAAAGCUAUAUGGAAAGAUGAACAAAUUACUGGAUGA
This is a messenger RNA of Racocetra persica, 221 nucleotides long. The record is from the annotation of a GenBank genome assembly. Lineage: Eukaryota; Fungi; Glomeromycota; Glomeromycetes; Diversisporales; Gigasporaceae.